This is a messenger RNA of Panicum virgatum (switchgrass), 570 nucleotides long. RefSeq lists its product as uncharacterized. Lineage: Eukaryota; Viridiplantae; Streptophyta; Magnoliopsida; Poales; Poaceae. Bases 1 to 570 code for a protein of 189 amino acids. The record is from RefSeq and is a predicted model, not a curated record. The transcript has a single exon.
AUGGACGAGUGGCGCUGCCGGCGGCACCCGCCCCUGCCGGGCGGCGGCGUGUGCCCGCACUGCCUCCGCGACCGCCUCCUCCGCCUCUGCCCCGAGUGCGCGUGCGCGCGGCCCUGCGCCUGCUCCUCCUCCGGCGCGUCCUCCCCGUCGUCCUCCUCGUCCCCCGGCGCCGGCGCGGCCGACCGGCCGCGCAGCCUCGCCGAGCGGGAGCGCCGGGUCGCGCGCUCGCGCUCCGUCGUCGCCGCACACAGCGCCGCCGCCGCCGACCGGGGGCGGACCAGGUCCGGGGUCUGGGGCUGGGUGUCGUUCCGGAAGCCGCCGCAGCCGCCGACGCCGGACGCCGCCGCGGGGUGCAAGGACGUGGAGCAGGAGUACGACGACGCGGUGGCGCUGACGCGGUCGAGGUCGGUGUCGGCGGACCCCGCGGCCGCGGAGCCGAAGGCGGCGGGCCCGCCCAAGGCCGGAGGCUGGGGCAGGCUCAUCCCCGGGAGGAUCAAGGCGCUGCGGAACCGGAAGUACCGCGGCGGCGGCGGCGGCGGCGGCGGCGAUUGGCGGGACAGCGCGAGGUGA